Molecule: messenger RNA, 1320 nt
Organism: Syngnathus acus (greater pipefish)
Lineage: Eukaryota; Metazoa; Chordata; Actinopteri; Syngnathiformes; Syngnathidae
Product: dual specificity tyrosine-phosphorylation-regulated kinase 4-like
Exons: 8
Coding region: 71-841 (256 amino acids)
Biological process (GO): peptidyl-threonine phosphorylation; peptidyl-serine phosphorylation
Cellular component (GO): nucleus
Molecular function (GO): ATP binding; protein serine/threonine kinase activity
Source: RefSeq, a predicted model, not a curated record
AAAGAUUGCCCAGACAGAGUUGGAGAAUCUAAAGACCCUGCAGCGACUAGACAGAACCAACAAAGCCAACAUGGUCCACAUGAAGGAGCACUUUUACUUCCGCAAUCACCUCUGCAUCACCUUUGAACUAUUCGAAAAGGACCUCCAUAAAGCUCUAGUGGAAAGUAAAUUGCGACGACUGUGCGAGACCGACAUCAGGAAAUAUGCUAUCGAUGUGCUAAAGUGUCUGAAGGUGCUCAAAGAUGUGCAACUCAUCCACGGAGACUUAAAACCGGAAAACAUUCUGUUGGACAAGGAAAACAACGCUGCCGUUAGUGACUUCGGGGGGAGCAUCUUUAUCCGAGGCCGGCCCACCAAUCAGACACUGGCGUACAUGGCUCCGGAGCGUCUCCUUGGCAGGUGUUGCACCACAGCCUCGGACAUGUGGAGCCUAGGCUGCACGCUGGCUGAGCUCGACUGGGGCUUAUUUCUCUUCAAAGGCAAAGACAAAGGCGACAUUUUCAACUGUAUAACAAAGGUGCUGGGCCACCCACCAUUAGACUUACUGGCUGCUGCGACCAGGAAAAACUACCAUAUCGAGAGCUCAGACUCCGAAGACAAAAAGCAACCAAAGACUCCCCUGGCCACCAAACUGAAGUCUAAAAAUCCAAAGUUCCUGGACUUUAUUCGGUGCUGUCUCGAAUACGAUGCAACAAAGCGGCUUACCCCGGAGAAGGCUUUGCGACAUCCGUGGAUCAAACAGGCAACCAAACACACAUAUAACAGACCGACCAUAAGCAGUUUACUGAAGAGAGAGAAGAUUCCGCCGCCAAUGUUGCAGCCAGCGACACAAUUCAAAUAAGCUGGUGAGAUUGAAGAUAUCAGUCUGGCUGAAAAGAUCUUUCUGAGAGCUUGACCUAACAAAAAAAAUGAAAGGCUUGACCCAAUGUGUUUGUAGUCCCAUGUUGCUAGGCAGCUUUAGGGAAAUAUCUCAGGAGAGCACUUAAAAAAUAUAUUUUGUAUAGUUCCUAGGUGGCUCAGUCUUGAUAUGGCAGUGCACGAGUCACCCUCCCUUUUUGAGCCUUUAUGAACAUGGCUUGUUGUGAGUGGGCAGUUCUGUCUCACCCACUCAGCUGCAAGGCCAUUCAUUUCUAACCAUGAUGAAAGACAAAAUGGAUUGCCGAUAUUUCAUCAGUGGAAGCAAUUAAAAUCACAUUUCUACAAAAACUCCACAAACAGCAAUAUGAUGCUUAUUGCUAUGUACAGUACACCCUUUGAAGCACGUCAGCAGAACAGAACGUUAACCAAGAUGGACAAAAAGCUUUUCAAAGUUUAAUUAAU